Molecule: messenger RNA, 786 nt
Organism: Schistosoma guineensis
Lineage: Eukaryota; Metazoa; Platyhelminthes; Trematoda; Strigeidida; Schistosomatidae
Source: the annotation of a GenBank genome assembly
AUGGUUAUUCAAAUGUUAAUACUGUGUAUAGUUUCAAUUCUGUCAUUUGCCUACGCUGAUAUUACUACUACUACUACUACUGCUAAUACUACUACCAUUACAUUGAAUAAUUCGGUUAAUACUAUACAACCUUAUUUUAGUUGUAAUAUAACUCAACGCGGUUUUCAUCUUCGAUUGCAUUGUGAUUUCCAUGAUUUUUCAAUUAGUUUACUGGAGCAUUGUCAACUUCAUGUACAUUUACCAUCAGGUUUUUUCAUUGAUCCAUAUGAAUUAACUUCCAGUCAACCGAACUUAAAAUUUUCAAUUAGUCAGUCAGAAAUACAACCAAAAUUACAUGAUACCAUUAAACAAUUUGUAAAUUGGUUUACAUAUUCUAAGUUGGAGAAGAAAAAUACCGAUCAUUCCGAUGAAAGUAAACAAUUAAUUAUUCAGAAUAAUUUGGUUGAUAUUGAAGCUCCAGAAUGGCUUGCUAAACCAUUAACAUUCAAAUUUAAUAUUAAUCAACUGGGGAUAAAUCAAUCAAUUAGUUAUUUAGAUUUACCUAUUCAUCUACGAUAUCAUCUCCCAUCAACAAAAACUGAUAACACUAAUGAUGAUUCUAUAUAUAUUACUGAAAUUAAACAUCCUAUACUAAGUUGUCCAAAAGGUAAUAAUGUCAGAAAUAUAAACAGUCAACAGUUUUUCUCUAUCAUUGUUCCUAUACCUUUGUUAUCUUACCUUGUAUUUGUGAUGCCUAUUACAAUUUUACUGCUAAUUAUGGGUAUGAUAUAUCUCUUGAUGGCCUAA